AUGGCGGACCCGUUCAAAGCUCGGACACUGAAACGCAAGAACGUCAAGGGUCUCGCCCUCAAUGCGGCUCCCAAGGCCACCUCCAACCCAUCCGAUGGCGAUGCCCAAAUCCCCGGGGCGAUUGGGAACACGGACAGCAACCGCACAGAUACGCUGGAAAUCGGCCUGGAAUUCCGACUGGAUCUCCGCAGCGAGGAUCUGUUGCCAUUAAAGGAGCUGGGCGCGGGGAAUGGGGGCACAGUCUCCAAGGUGAUGCAUGCGUCCACCAAGGUGGUCAUGGCGCGGAAGAUCAUCCGAGUCGAUGCCAAAGAGAAUGUACGGAAACAGAUCCUCCGGGAGCUUCGGGUGGGACAUGAUUGCAACUCGACUAGUAUUGUGACUUUCUACGGCGCUUUCCAGAAUGAAGCAAGAGAUAUUGUGCUGUGUAUGGAAUAUAUGGAUUGCGGAUCUCUCGACCGCAUCUCCAAAGAUUUCGGUCCUGUCCGGGUGGAUGUGCUGGGUAAGAUCACCGAGUCAGUGCUGUCCGGUCUCGUCUACCUCUACGAAGCCCACCGCAUCAUGCACCGAGACAUCAAGCCGUCCAACAUUCUGGUCAACUCGCGUGGCAACAUCAAGCUCUGCGAUUUCGGUGUCGCUACCGAAACCGUGAAUUCAAUUGCCGAUACCUUUGUUGGCACCUCCACCUACAUGGCCCCUGAGCGGAUUCAGGGAGGAGCGUAUACCGUCCGUUCCGAUGUGUGGAGUGUGGGCCUGACAGUGAUGGAGUUGGCCGUCGGGCGGUUCCCAUUCGACCUUUCGGAUUCUACGGCAGGAGAUCGUGCUAGCGUGGGACCGAUGGGCAUUUUGGAUCUUUUGCAGCAGAUUGUCCACGAAUCUGCUCCCAAGCUUCCCAAGAGCGAUGCCUUCCCGCCGAUUCUGCAUGACUUUGUCGGGAAAUGCUUGCUGAAGAAAUCGGAGGAACGACCGACCCCGCGAGAACUUUACGACAAGGACGCCUUCUUGCAGGCCGCCAAGCGCACGCCAGUCGACCUUCAAGAAUGGGCUAUUAGUAUGAUGGAACGACACAACCGCAAGUCGUACCUGGCAGCACCAGCACCCAAGUCCCUUAAGGAAAACACCACGCCCGCAUCGAGCACUCCCGCGUCCUCGACUCCGGCUCCGACUCCGGCUCCUGCACCAACAGCGGCCCCUAAACCGGUGUCAAUUAGCAAACCGUCUCGCACUCCGCAACAAUCUCCUUUCCCGACCCCAGCCUCGGGUGAGAUCCCUCUGAACAUCACCCAGGACGUCCCGGCCCACUACCGCCACUACAACCAUCAGCCAUACCAUUACUCAUCGUCUUCGCGAUCCACACGGUCUCCACCCCCGCCUUCCCUGGAGCACCUCUCGUUGGAAACGAGGAAUGACGACGGCCGUUCGGGCCGUCGCCCUAUGCGCCACCUCGGGGACCCUGUUUCUGCCAUCGAAGCACCCUCGCGGCCGUUCAUGAGCCCUCGUUCCGUCAGCUCGCACAAUAGCAAAUCUCGCACUAACCUGAACUCUGCCGCAUUACCCACCCGCGCCGCGCCUCCGCCCAGUGGUCCUCCGCCUCCGCCGCCUAUGCCCGCUGGCAGCAGCUGGCGCGGUUAUUCCGGUCCAAUGCCGGGGAGCAACUCUUGA
Penicillium alfredii is the source of this 1659-nucleotide messenger RNA. RefSeq names its product MAP kinase kinase Ste7 (gene ste7). Bases 1 to 1659 code for a protein of 552 amino acids. Gene Ontology annotation, molecular function: protein kinase activity; ATP binding. The record is from RefSeq and is a predicted model, not a curated record. The transcript is spliced from 4 exons. Gene Ontology annotation, biological process: protein phosphorylation. Lineage: Eukaryota; Fungi; Ascomycota; Eurotiomycetes; Eurotiales; Aspergillaceae.